Molecule: messenger RNA, 894 nt
Organism: Apiotrichum porosum
Lineage: Eukaryota; Fungi; Basidiomycota; Tremellomycetes; Trichosporonales; Trichosporonaceae
Exons: 3
Coding region: 1-894 (297 amino acids)
Source: RefSeq, a predicted model, not a curated record
AUGCCCAAAGCACCAUCCACGCGCUCGCGGUCGGGGCCUGUCGCGGCCUCGACACCUUCCCUACCUCCAAAUCCACCACCCUCACGCAGCCGGCCACACGCCGCCGCGCCGUCGUGGCUACGCACCGACUGGUCCAACACUGCAUUCGCAAUCCCCGUGUUCUCUGGAUCGUUUAACUCUGGUGCUCAGAUCAAGUGGGCGGCCAAGAACGCCACUGUCGUUCUCCACGACGCGUUCGGUGCCGGCCACUGGGACGACAUUAUCGACAAGCCAUAUGCCGUCUACCUGGCCGUGUGCGACCUUGUUCUCCAGCUCAAAGACGAUGCCGUGUUGAAGGAUAACGGCGAGAACAAGCUCCCAGACUAUCAGCAGUGGAACGCCGACCGCGAGCGCGAUAUCGAGAUGGUAUUCGGCUGGGCCCGCCGCGAUCUGACUCGCUAUGCCGGCCCUCUGCAUCUUCACGCUGCUCAACAGGUAUGCCGAAGCGCUCUACAAGCCCUGUUCUGCGAGGGCGACGACGCCGAGACGGGCCCUGUGGACGGCGAACACGAGCGCGUGCCUGUCGACCUGGACGCCAUGCGCGAGUUUGAACCCCGGCCAGCCGACCUCGACCGCUACAACCUCGUCGUACACCACAUGAGCGUCGGCGACGAGCACGACGAGGGCGCUAUCAACGACGAGAUUACCGCGUGGCAGGCAAAGCAUGGCUCGUUUGUCGAGGUCCUGGGCGCCGACAAGGGCCUGAGCGGUUUGCCCACGUUUCCCAAGAACCAUCGGCCCAACAUACAGGCGUCGUCGUCGUCAUCGUCGUCGUACAAGGUGUGGACCAGUGCCGACUUUCCCGAGCGUCCACAGGACUUGCGUGACAUUCCAACACUCGAGUCUCUUCUCUAG